GCCCAAGAGAGACACAUGGAUGCCUUUGAGGGAAUUCAUACCGUCCACAUUUCUUCAUCUACACCGUCUUCAGUGUCAUCAAACCCAGGAUAUGAAAUUCUCAAGUCAGGAAGAUCUGGAAUAGCAGUCUACUCUUCUCCAGUCUUUUUUGGAACACCUGAAGUGCCUGCAGUCAGACACAAGUCCAGCAGGGUUAAUGAGGAGGAGCGCUGUGUUGUUGGACAGUUGGUAGAUCUGGAUCCAGAGCCAGAACCCAGAGUGGAGGGAGAAGGCCAUGCCAGGCCCACCCCAGGCAGAUCGCAUGGCGAGCUCUCUCGGCUCCGCAGCUCCUCACUGGAGAUCAGAGAAAAAGAAAUAAGAGAAAAAGGGUCAGAGAUCCUCAGGGAACAGCUGGAUGCUGCAAAGAGGGAACUGAAACUAAAAGACAAGGAGUGUGAGCGUCUUUCACAAGUCAGAAAUCAGCUGGAGCAAGAGCUGGAGGAGCUGACUGCCAGUCUGUUUGAGGAAGCUCAUAAGAUGGUGCGUGAAGCAAAUGUGAAACAAACAGCAGCAGAGAAACAACUGAAGGAAGCUCAAGGGAAGAUUGAUGUUUUACAAGCAGAGGUGACAGCACUCAAGACUCUGGUGUUGACAUCUACACCUUCUUCACCAAACCGCCAGCUACAUCCUCAGCUGCAGUCUUCAGGUACCAGGGGAGCACACAAACAUAUUGGAGGACACAUCCGCAACAAGAGUGCCAGCGGAGCCUUUCCAACCUCAACGGGAAAACCAGAACAUUCCCCUGUUUCCAUUCAGCCUUUGGCUAAAGAGGACCGAGAGCCUUCUGUUCCUGCUCUCCUUUCUCUGAUUUUCUGCCUUCUACCUGGCCAGUCUGUCAGUGUAAAAUAUAGCCCUCAUUUGAAGGAGCAAGGGGAGGGCCUGAGCACUGACAGCUCACAGAUGGACUCGAUUCUGUUUGCAGAGUUUUUGAUGUGGAGGGAACAUCCAAGUCUGGACCGAUGCUCUGCCUUCUUAGGCCGCAUUUACAGAGAAGACAUCGGACCCUGCAUGUCAUUCACAAGAUCAGAGCUGUCCCAGCUGGUGCAGAGUGCAGUGGAAAACAACUCACUGACUAUUGAGCCUGUAGCCAUGUCAGCGUUACCGAUGGUUAAAGCCUCUGCUGUAGAAUGUGGAGGCCCUAAUGGCUUUAGAGCUGCAGUAGAGACAAAAUGUGCACUGAGUGGUCUGUCGCGGCUCUGCAGACAUCGCAUUAAACUGGGUGACAAGGGGAACUACUAUUACAUCUCUCCCUCAUGCAGAGCACGGAUAACAGCUGUAUGCAAUUUUUUUACUUAUAUUCGGUACAUCCAGCAGGGCCUUGUAAGACAUGAUGCUGAGCAGAUGUUUUGGGAGGUGAUGCGUCUUCGCAGGGAGAUGACUGUGGCCAAGUUAGGUUUCUACCUCACUGACCAGGGCUAGUGGACCUGACACUCCACUGAGGCAACUAACAGGACAGCAUGAACUCUCCGAUUACCCUCACAACACUGGGGUGAUUUUGGUAGCACACAGGUCUUAGAUCAGUUUUAGUAGUAGAGCUCAGCCAACAAGGGAAGCAGAAAAUUGUUAAUGGGCCACUUUUUGGAAAUUCAAUCAGACAAAAUCAAACCAGCAUUGCAGGAAAGACAUGAAAAUAUUUAUAUAAAAAAAUGUUAUAUUUCCACUAAAAUCAAAUACAUUUUUCAUGUUAUAACACGUCCCAGGAAACUGACUACUGUCCUCCAGUAUCUGUCAUCAUUAGUGUAGAAAAUGUUUGUUUUUAAUCCUGUGAACUAAAUCUCUCCAAUGGAGAGCACAAAAUCUCUCAUGUUAACACAAUAGAUUACAUGUGUCAUGUUUCAGGUAUUAGUGUGUUACACUACUAUUAAAACAAAAUACAACACAGUUUAAACAAUAUAGGGAGUUUAGUUGGUCUCUUACCUCAAGUGUUACAACUAUGCAAUGUAGUUUUGUUUCCAUGAAGCAAUGACUGGAGUUGUUUUCUUUGUUUUUACACAAAUACAGUGCUCAGUGGCGUCUCCUUGCUCCAUUCACUUAUCAGCUUCAACAUCAUAGUCAAGACUUUGUCACAGCAUGGCCUUAAUGUUAAUACAUUCUUGCACAUCCUGGCUCUGCCUCAUCAUAAAUGAAUUAUCUACAGCUUCUUGGAAUAAAUAGCUUCUUGUUAGGUCUGUUCUUAAUAAUCAGAUGUAUUAUUAUUUAAUCAUUUUACCUUCACAAUAAAAAUAGAGAGAGCUUUAUAAUGUAGAAAAAGAAUAAACAAGCUUUAUUACAAAUUAUUGGAAUGUUUUAAUGUAGUUCUGCACAUCUGAAAGAACAGUUCAGUGAAAGCCAUAAAUAACAUAAUAAAACACAGCCAUAUUACAGAAUGAACAUAUACCUCUGUUAUUAUCAAUGGACUUCUUUUUUUUCUUAUACAGAAAAGUAUGCCAUGGAAAAAAGUAAGAAUCUAAAGUUAGAAUGUGCAAUAACUGCUUUAUAGCCAUAUUAUGGGUUUGAGGUUUCCAACCUCAGUGUAAUGAAAAUUAUCUGUGUAAACACUCCAUUAAAAGCAAGGCAUUGUAGCCUGACUCUCA
Molecule: messenger RNA, 2612 nt
Organism: Melanotaenia boesemani (Boeseman's rainbowfish)
Lineage: Eukaryota; Metazoa; Chordata; Actinopteri; Atheriniformes; Melanotaeniidae
Gene: rab3il1
Product: RAB3A interacting protein (rabin3)-like 1
Exons: 12
Coding region: 16-1458 (480 amino acids)
Biological process (GO): exocytosis
Cellular component (GO): Golgi to plasma membrane transport vesicle
Molecular function (GO): guanyl-nucleotide exchange factor activity
Source: RefSeq, a predicted model, not a curated record